UCGGCCUGUGGUGGGGCGGGAGCCGCGCUUGAGGCGGGGAAGGGACGCCGUUCGGCAGCCACAGAGAUGUCUAAUGUGAUGGGACACAACAAUAUUUCAGAACUGAAAAGUUUCCCUUGUUCCAUUAAGCUGCAGAACAGUCCUUCAUCGAGUCCAUUUGUGAGUGAAAUGUGUUCCAAGGCUGCUCCAACUCUCUUUGCAGUGAAGCCAAGUCACCAUAGCUCAGAGAUGGUCAGCAGCCAGCCUCUUCCCAUAUCAGACAACAGCAAAAGGAAAAAGAAAAAAAAGUCCAGAGCUACAGACCAUUUUCCUGGAAGGUUUGAAGAUUUGUACAAACUCACUGCAGAGCUGCUUGGCGAGGGAUCCUAUGCCAAGGUACAGGGAGCGGUUAGCUUGCAAAAUGGGAAGGAAUAUGCAGUUAAAAUAAUUGAAAAAAAUGCUGGGCAUAGUCGAAGUCGGGUGUUUCGAGAAGUGGAAACAUUGUAUCAGUGUCAGGGUAACAAGAAUAUUUUGGAGUUAAUAGAAUUUUUUGAAGAUAAUGCAAGAUAUUAUCUUGUCUUUGAAAAACUUCAUGGAGGCUCUAUCCUGGCCCACAUACAAAAGCAGAAGCACUUCAAUGAACGAGAAGCCAGCAGGGUGGUGAAAGACAUUGCCUGCGCACUGGAUUUCCUGCACACAAAAGGUAUUGCUCAUCGAGACUUAAAACCUGAAAACAUAUUGUGUGAAUCUCCAAACAAGGUGUCACCAGUGAAAAUUUGUGACUUCGAUCUUGGAAGUGGAGUAAAGCUUAACAGUGCAUGUACUCCGAUUACUACUCCUGAGUUGACCACUCCAUGUGGCUCUGCAGAGUACAUGGCCCCUGAGGUGGUAGAAGUCUUCACAGAGGAAGCCACGUUCUACGACAAGCGCUGUGACCUGUGGAGCUUGGGCGUGAUUUUGUACAUCAUGCUAAGUGGCUACCCGCCUUUUGUGGGGAACUGUGGCACAGACUGUGGCUGGGAUAGGGGGGAAGUCUGCAAAAGUUGCCAGAACAAACUCUUUGAGAGUAUCCAGGAAGGCAAGUAUGAGUUUCCUGAUAAGGACUGGUCUCACAUCUCCAGUGAUGCCAAAGAUCUUAUCUCAAAGUUGCUCGUCCGCGAUGCCAAAAAGAGGCUUAGUGCCGCUCAGGUUCUACAGCAUCCAUGGGUACAAGGUCAUGCUUCUGAAAGAGGACUGCCUACACCACAGGUUCUUCAGAGGAAUAGCAGCACAAAAGAGCUGACUCUGUUUGCCGCGGAAGCUAUUGCUCUAAAUCGCCAGCUCUCCCAGCACGAGAAUCAUCUCAAUGAAGACCAAGAGACUAUCACUCAGGCCAUGUGCUCUAUGAAGCUGUCUCCCCCCUCCAAAUCCCGCCUUGCCAAACGCAGAGCCAUGGCUCAGGCCACAAAAAGCAGUGACUUCCAGCCCGCUUCACAUGCAACUCUUUGAUGCUCAUUUUCCAUUGUUAGGAUCAGGUCAACUUUGUACACUCAUUUUAAAGGAUGUAUGCAUAUAUUAAUGUUUUAAAUGAAGAACACUUGCGAUGCAAUGGUUUAAAGGAGUUCCCUUGACAAUGCCUUUUUUGGAAGUUGAUGAAUAUGGUGAAUUAUAGGAAGUUCUUAGAUGUUGCUGCUGUGUUACUUAAUGGUGUAAUAAACGACAGGCUAUGUUUGCACACAGUCCUCUCUAACCAGGGGAUAAACCUCCACCACCAGUCUUGUGACUAGUGGAAAUAUGGCUGUGAGUUCUCAGGUUCUUGAAAGAGCUUGCAAUUCCUAGACAACUCCAGGUCUCCACCUGUAAGCCACAGAAUAAGUACGGUUGUCCUUGUUCAGGAAGCUUUGAUCACCAUGUGGAUUUGUUUUUCCACUGGAAUAUGUCAAAAUCCUUCAUCUUUAUCAUGGGUCACCUCCUGUAAUACCCUUUACUCAUCCGGGUCCAUAACUUGGCUGGAUGUGUGUAGAUGUGACUUUGGAAUGCUAGCAGCAUAUCUAUUUCAGUGCUAAGGUGAGUUCAUCUGAAGUGGCUUUCAUUUAGUCCCCCUACCCCACCUCCCGAAAUGUCACAUUUUAAACGUUUUGUUGGCAAAAAGCAAUUUUGCAGUCGGCCCCCAGGAUGCAUUCCUCUCAUUGCCUCCCUUUUUGCUGCAGUUUCCAAGUGAUCUACUUGGGGAAUUCUGCUUUGAAUUGCUUGAAGUGUUUGGCCCAAUUUUAUAUAGAGCAUUUCUCUGAGGAGUGGACCUCACACAAAACUUCAGCAAGAUGAUCAAAACAUGACUUCCCUAUGUUAGUACCACUGGAAAGCUCUUCUCUUUGGGAAGAGUCACAAAAAUGGGAAUGCUUAAAAGCUCUUUUUUGUGCGUAUCCACCCAAAUGUGCAGUGCUGACGUGAAGUGUUGCUUGCAUUCAGAAAGUGGCAGCAGUAAAUAGCAGUUAUAUCGAGCUUCUCUUUGGCAUGCCAUUACAGGAAAGAGCUUCUUGGUGGUGGUUGCAUUCAGUAAUUUGCACUAAUUCCUACUUGGGAAAUGAAAGGUUUCUCCAGUCUCUUGCUUAGAUACUUCCCCCUGAUCUGGUAUGUUAACCCCAUAACAGUUCGUUUAAAAUAAAGAAUGUGCAAAAAAUUUAAGCAUGGCCAUCUUGCAGAUUUGCAGAAUUAUCUUUACCCAAGACACAGCACUGAGUUUGGGAAACCAGCAUAGGUUUAGACCAGCUUUGGAGUGGUUGUCCUUGCUGUUAAAGGCAUGUAUUCCAUAGGAAGGACAUAUCAUUCAAGGCAGAACAAGAGAGCCCACAUCUAUAGCAUUUUUGUAGCCUGAUAUUAAUGCAAGUUCUCAUGCUCAGCUGUAACUGCUUGCCAUGCAGUUCUUUGUCCUUCCCUAUAUUACCACACCCAAGAGAAGGAAACUGGCAUAGUCUUACAUCUCAAGGCUUGUGCAUUUUGGGGUAGGUUAUGGCAGGACAAGUGAGGAAGUAGCAUCAGAUGGCUUAUUAACUGUGACAUAUCAUGUAUGUGAUGUCUCUUGAAGUGUGGGAGCUUGAGAAUCACUCACGGUUGUGCAAUGGUUGUUUUAAAAUCAAACCAAUGAGUUCAUCUCGAGCAUCCUAGGAGGCCUUUCUUUUUUAAAGGUGCUAAAGCUGUUCACCUCAGGAAUUUAAGUCCCUUUUUAGAUGAGUGUUUAAAUUUGAUAAUUUUUGAAGUUGAAGGAGCAAGAUGUCCUAUCACCUAGAAGGUUUUUUAAUGUAGGUUAGUCUGUCUGCUAGAAUAGCCUGAUCUUUUUCCUUUAAAUGCAGCAUGUGUAUUUAUGUAAUUUUAAGAAUUAUUACUGCAUGCUGGUCAUGAAUAUGGCCAUUACACUUAAGGGCUUUUAUAGAUUAUACAACUGGUGACAGUAUUUUUUUAAAAAAUAUAUAUACUGCUGUUUUAAAGGGUGCUUUAAGCUGUUAUAGUUACACUGUACUUGUUAGUUAAUGGUCUUUAAAAGCUUUGGAUAGCUCAGGAGCCAAUGUCCCUGUCCAUGUGACCCAUUUAUUAAUGUUGUGUAUUGAAAAUUAAACUUGGAUCAUUUCUAAA
Varanus komodoensis (Komodo dragon) is the source of this 3588-nucleotide messenger RNA. RefSeq names its product MAPK interacting serine/threonine kinase 1 (gene MKNK1). The record is from RefSeq and is a predicted model, not a curated record. The transcript is spliced from 14 exons. NCBI's taxonomy places the organism in Eukaryota, Metazoa, Chordata, Lepidosauria, Squamata, Varanidae. Gene Ontology annotation, biological process: peptidyl-serine phosphorylation; intracellular signal transduction; protein autophosphorylation. Bases 67 to 1467 code for a protein of 466 amino acids. Gene Ontology annotation, cellular component: cytoplasm; nucleus. Gene Ontology annotation, molecular function: calmodulin binding; calcium-dependent protein serine/threonine kinase activity; ATP binding.